Molecule: messenger RNA, 2247 nt
Organism: Pieris macdunnoughi
Lineage: Eukaryota; Metazoa; Arthropoda; Insecta; Lepidoptera; Pieridae
Source: the annotation of a GenBank genome assembly
AUGGAAGCUCUUAUACCAGUUAUUAAUAAAUUGCAAGACGUCUUCAACACUGUUGGAGCUGAUGCCAUCCAAUUACCUCAGAUUGUCGUCUUGGGAACUCAGAGCUCUGGAAAAAGUUCAGUUAUCGAAAGUCUCGUUGGACGUUCUUUCCUACCACGGGGUCCAGGAAUUGUGACUCGACGACCGCUUAUUCUUCAAUUAGUUUACAGCCCUAAAGAUAGCAAAGAACACCGGUCUGCUGAAGAAGGUACAGUAAAUUUAGAAGAAUGGGGCAAGUUUCUGCAUACAAAAGAAAAGAUUUACACAGAUUUCGACCAGAUACGGGAUGAGAUUGACAGGGAAACAGAUAGGAUGGCUGGAAACAAUAAAGGCAUUUGUCCCGAACCAAUAAAUUUAAAGAUUUACUCAACCAAAGUUGUAAAUCUUACACUUGUAGAUCUUCCUGGUAUUACCAAGGUGCCGAUAGGUGAUCAACCGGAGGAUAUUGAAAAUCAAAUAAGAAACCUCAUUUUUAAACACAUUGCCAAUCCAAACUCUAUAAUAUUGGCUGUGACAGCUGCUAACACAGAUAUGGCCACUAGUGAGGCUAUCAAAAUGGCUAAAGAUGUGGACCCUGAUGGCAGAAGAACUCUAGCUGUUGUUACCAAACUUGACCUGAUGGAUGCAGGAACUGAUGCGAUAGAUAUAUUGUGUGGACGCGUGAUUCCAGUUAAACUUGGAAUCAUUGGUGUCGUCAACCGAUCGCAGCAAGACAUUAUCGAUAAGAAAACUAUUACGGAUGCGCUAAAAGACGAAGCGACGUACCUUCAAAGAAAAUAUCCGACGAUCGCAACUCGGAAUGGUACUCCACACUUGGCCAAGACACUCAACAGACUACUUAUGCACCAUAUAAGAGACUGCUUACCAGAACUUAAGGUUCGCGUAAAUGUAAUGAUAUCCCAAUUCCAAUCCCUCCUUAACUCGUACGGCGAGGAUGUGUCAGACAAAUCGCAAACAUUGCUACAGAUUAUAACAAAGUUCGCCAGCGCCUACUGUUCGACGAUAGAGGGCACUGCACGCAAUAUUGAAACUACCGAGCUCUGUGGUGGAGCGAGGAUAUGUUAUAUUUUCCAUGAGACCUUUGGCCGUACUCUGGAUUCCAUACAUCCUUUAGUUGGUUUAACUCGUAUGGACAUAUUAACUGCUAUACGCAAUGCAACUGGACCUCGGCCUGCUUUAUUUGUACCGGAGGUGUCAUUUGAGUUGCUUGUUAAAAGGCAGAUAAGAAGACUGGAAGAUCCCUCGCAGAGAUGUGUAGAACUUGUCCACGAAGAAAUGCAGCGUAUAGUACAACAUUGUGGCACUGAAGUUCAGCAGGAGCUGUUGAGGUUCCCGCGGCUGCAUCAGCGCAUAGUUGACGUCGUUACCCAGUUGCUGAGGACACGGCUGCCUGCCACCAAUGCUAUGGUGGAAAACCUAGUGGCUAUCGAACUGGCGUACAUAAACACGAAGCAUCCGGAUUUCCACCGCGAGGCGGCUCUGGUGUCAGGUUUACUGAAAAGUACGGACGGGUUUGAAGAAUUUCGCUCCAAACCCAAUCGACCAGCUCCAUCACCGGUACAUAAUAUGAUUAAAUUAUUCCUUCGCCAAUUGCUCCGGCAAAUGGGUGAAAGGGGGUCCACUUUGGCGUUUCUAGCUAAUGUUUGGGAUGUUCAGCAAGUUCCCGCCAUUACUGACGGACAUGACAGAUUGCCCUCACAGAAUAGUGAAUCGCCACAGACUCCACAGAUGAAUGGCAGUCCCGAAAAUAGGUCAAUGACUCCGCAAAAGCCUGUGAAUCUUCUACCCGAAGUGCCGAGUCACACAUCGAGAAAGCUCUCGGAUAGAGAACAACACGACUGUGAUGUUAUUGGUGGACGGAGCGAGAUAUCCCCUCAAAAUCAAAUGACAGUAGACGGCAUCAGUAUGAUGCAUUUGAACCAUAUGGGUGAUUUAGUCGAACGACUGAUAAAGUCGUAUUUCUACAUCGUUCGGAAGUCGAUUCAGGACUCUGUGCCCAAAGCGGUGAUGCAUUUCUUGGUUAACUACGUGAAGGAUAAUCUACAGUCGGAGUUGGUGACUCACCUUUAUAAGUCAGACCAGGCUGAGAGCCUCCUCAAUGAGUCGGAACAUAUCGCUCAGAGGAGGAAGGAGGCUGCCGACAUGCUUAAGGCUCUACAACGCGCUGGUCAAAUUAUCAGCGAGAUUCGCGAAACGCACAUGUGGUAA